Molecule: messenger RNA, 1346 nt
Organism: Trichoderma asperellum CBS 433.97
Lineage: Eukaryota; Fungi; Ascomycota; Sordariomycetes; Hypocreales; Hypocreaceae
Molecular function (GO): thiopurine S-methyltransferase activity
Source: RefSeq, a predicted model, not a curated record
CGUAAAGUCACUCAAUUACGGGUGUAGAGAGGCAUAAGUAGAACAGACGCCGUGCACCUAGUAUCAUUUACCUGCCUGUGCAGUCAAUAGUUUCUGACCACUCGGUACUAUUCCUAAUUUUUUACACUGUUUAUCACUGCCACGCCAGAGCGAGCACCUCCAACUUCCCCCGACUCCAUCACCACCCCACAGCCAUGCCGACUCCUACCAACAUUGAUCCCAAGGAUGUUCAAGCGUAUUUUGCCAAAUAUCAGGGCGACAAGUAUGUUGAGGGCUGGGCGGCCCUCUGGGACAAAGGUGAUAAUUUGCCCUGGGAUCGUGGCUUUCCCAACCCCGCGCUAGAAGACACCCUGGUCCAGCGAGCUGGCACCAUUGGCGGGCCCAUCGCCCAGGACGGUCAGAGGCGGAAGGCCCUGGUGCCGGGCUGUGGACGUGGAGUCGAUGUACUCUUACUGGCGAGCUUUGGGUAUGAUGCCUAUGGCCUGGAGUGCAGCGCCAUGGCUGUUGAUGCGUGCAAGAAGGAGGAGAAGGAGAACCAUAGCCGGUACCGUGUGCGAGACGAGAAAGUUGGGAAAGGGAAGGUCACUUUCGUCCAAGGGGAUUUCUUUGAUGAUACCUGGUUGAAGGACAUUGGAGUACCUCGAAAUGGAUUUGAUGUUAUAUAUGAUUACACGUUUUUCUGUGCUCUGAACCCAGAGCUCCGUCCUAAAUGGGCUCUCCGACACACCGAGCUCCUUGCUCCCUCACCUGCAGGCAAUCUGAUCUGUCUGGAGUCUCCUCGUCAUAAGGACCCCUUGGCCCCUGGCCCUCCAUUUGCCUCUCCCUCCGAGGCCUACAUGGAGCACCUGAGCCACCCCGGUGAGAAGAUCUCCUACAACGAUAAGGGUCUUGUCGAUGCGGAUCCGUUGCGAGAGCCCAGCAAGGCGGGCCUGGAGAGAGUGGCGCACUGGCAGCCAGAGCGCACGCACACUGUGGGCAUGGGUGAGAAUGGGGUGAUCCAUGACAGAGUCUCUAUUUGGCGUCGACGUGACUAGAAAUGUGCCUGAGCAUUUGUGUGACCCAAAAAGGGAGAAAAUGUAAAUGGAGAAUAUGGGUGAUUUUGGAGUCCAGCCCUGGAUUUCAAAGACAAGUUCCUAGACGCUAAAGUGACAGUCGACAUGAAGGGGGCCGGGAUGCAAAGGGCGCUUUUUUUUUUAAAGAAAAUGCAAAUAGGGAACAUAUGCACUGGAAGGAUUUCCUCAACUCCACAGUGGGAUCCUGUUUCCAAUCGUCGCAUGAUGCAAAGUAAGCCGAGAUUAUAUCUAUUGUAGACAAUUAUUGUUAUUAUAUAUAAUUCAUGGUAUUUC